CACUAUCACUGGUCAGAAACACCAAGGCCUCAUUCAGCAUGAUGCCCACGAGAUCAUCGCCAUGGCUUCGGCAUGCCAUGGAUAUAGAGAAAACCGGCUAGCAUGGCAGAGGAAAUCCCAUCUCCGGGAUAUAACAAUAGAGCUGUAAAUCCCCGGUCCCGAUUCUUUGCCUUUUGCUUAUCGCAGCUUUUGAUGUGAACGAGACGUCUUGUUUCCCUGAGCCUCAAGGUUUGUAUUCUCGACGCCAAGACAGUCCAAGAUGAAAGUCUCUGCAGUCCUAGCCGGCAUCGCAUCCGCCUCCGUUGCGUCAGGCCACACCAUAUUUCUCUCGCUCACGACUGAUAAGAGCUACGGUAUCUCGUACGGGAUCAGAACUCCCUCUUACGAUGGCCCCCAAACCGAUGUGAACGCCAAGAACAUGGCCUGCAAUGGCGCGCCGAAUCCUACAACACCGUCAGACAAGAUUAUCCCGGUCACGGCUGGAACGAAUGUCUCUGCCGUGUGGAGACAUACCCUCCAAUCUGGUGCCAACGACGUGAUGGAUCCCGGACACAAGGGACCGGUGAUGGCAUACCUCAAGAAGGUGACCGACGCAAAGACUGACUCGGGAGUCGGCGAUGGCUGGUUCAAAAUCCAGGAGGGCGGAUACAAGAAUGGACAGUGGGCCACAAACGAGGUCAUCAAUAACAAGGGAAACCAGGUCAUCCGUAUCCCGUCGUGCAUUGCCAACGGCCAGUAUCUGCUGCGAGCCGAGAUGGUGGCCUUGCACGGCGCCCGGUCGGUGAACGGAGCACAGCUUUAUAUGGAAUGCGCCCAGAUCGAGAUCACGGGCGGCAGCGGAACUGCAUCUCCCAAAACGUAUAGCAUCCCCGGCAUCUACAAGUCAAACGACCCCGGUCUACUCAUCGACAUCUACUCCAUGAAGACUACCACGUCAUAUGUCAUUCCCGGCCCGCCUCUCUUUACGUGCCCAUAGACGAUGGAGCGUGGCUGUACGGAAGAGGCUCGCGCCGGGGACAUUGAUGGCAAUAUCAUCAUUAUUCACGUAGCAUGUGCAAA
Messenger RNA from Lasiosphaeria miniovina, 1059 nucleotides. RefSeq names its product glycoside hydrolase family 61 protein. The transcript has 9 exons. NCBI's taxonomy places the organism in Eukaryota, Fungi, Ascomycota, Sordariomycetes, Sordariales, Lasiosphaeriaceae. The record is from RefSeq and is a predicted model, not a curated record. Bases 260 to 976 code for a protein of 238 amino acids.